AUCUUCCAAUCUGAUGGAUCAUGUCUUUAAUGUUCUUGAACAGUACGCGUCCAAUCUAGAAGAGGAGGUUCAAGCAAGAAUGCAAGAACUGACAGAGGAGAAGAAAAAAAGUGACAUUCUCCUGUAUAGGAUGUUACCGAAAGAAGUGGCCGAGAAGCUAAAGCUCGGGCAAUCUGUUGAACCGGAAACAUUCGAUUGCGUAACAUUGUUCUUUUCGGAUGUUGUGGUCAACCUUUUAAACGAUCUCUACACACUAUUCGAUGCCAUUAUUGAUGAACACGACGUCUACAAGGUGGAGACGAUAGGAGAUGGCUAUCUCUGUGUUUCUGGUCUGCCAAAGCGAAAUGGUAACGAACAUGCAAGGGAUGUCGCCGAAAUGUCCUUUGAACUAGUCAGAGCUAUCCGUGGAUUUCGUGUUCCCCAUCUACCAAACGAGAAAAUUAACAUUCGCGUUGGUCUCCAUACAGGUAGAGUAUUUGAAUCAUUUCUCUUCUCGUGA
This is a messenger RNA of Haemonchus placei, 499 nucleotides long. NCBI's taxonomy places the organism in Eukaryota, Metazoa, Nematoda, Chromadorea, Rhabditida, Trichostrongylidae. The record is from the annotation of a GenBank genome assembly.